Messenger RNA from Centropristis striata (black sea bass), 1390 nucleotides. It is a transcript of the gene ciapin1, whose product is annotated as cytokine induced apoptosis inhibitor 1. Gene Ontology annotation, biological process: iron-sulfur cluster assembly. Gene Ontology annotation, molecular function: iron-sulfur cluster binding. The record is from RefSeq and is a predicted model, not a curated record. Gene Ontology annotation, cellular component: cytoplasm. The transcript is spliced from 9 exons. Lineage: Eukaryota; Metazoa; Chordata; Actinopteri; Perciformes; Serranidae. Bases 102 to 1031 code for a protein of 309 amino acids.
AAUAACAAUGAUUUUAUUUUGAAAAAUCUAACCGGAAACCAUCUCUCUCACUUACUUUAUGUUACUUGACAUUGACACUGCAGUCUAGAUAUCGGGAAGCCAUGGCAGACCUUGGAAUCAAAGCUGGAGACAAGGUGAUGAUGGUUUGGGCUCAGCCCUCAGCACCUGCAGCCCUCAAACAGUUUGCAGAGGAACUGGGGGCCAUUGUUGGCGCAGCCGGCAAAGUGUCAGUGGAGAACAUGGAGAGAAUAUUGCUGUCCUCCCAUUCAGCAUCCACCUUUGACUGGGUGCUGUCUUGCCUCCUGGCUGACAGCUCCUCCAUCCAUAGUGCAGAGACUCUAGCAGAAAUAGCCAGAGUGCUCAAACCUGGUGGGAAGCUAGUUCUGGAGGAAGCAGUGACAGGAGCUGAGGCGCAGAGUGUGAGGACUGCUGAGAAGCUGGUGUCGGCUUUGAAGUUGUCAGGCUUCAUGUCAGUGACAGAGGUCAGUAAAGCAGACCUGAGUCCUGAGGCAUUAGGCUCCCUCAGGACGGCCACUGGUUACCAAGGAAACACUCUGUAUAGAGUCCGUGUAUCUGGCACCAAACCCUCCUUUGAGGUGGGAUCAUCCAGCCAGAUUAAACUUUCAUUUGGGAAAAAAAAGACGGCAGAGAAACCUGCUCUGGAUCCCAACACGGUCCAGAUGUGGACACUGUCAGCCAAUGAUAUGGAUGAUGAUGAUGUGGACCUGGUGGACUCUGAUGCUCUGCUGGAUGAAGACGACUUGAAGAAGCCAGACCCAGCUUCUCUUAAAGCUCCCGGUUGUGGAGGAGCAGCCAAGAAAAAAGCAUGCAAGAACUGCUCGUGUGGUCUUGCUGAGGAGUUGGAGCAGGAGAGUAAAGGAAAACCGAAAACUAACCUACCAAAAUCUGCCUGUGGAAGUUGUUACCUUGGCGAUGCGUUCCGAUGUGCCAGCUGUCCUUACUUGGGGAAGCCAGCGUUCAAACCAGGAGAGAAGAUCGUGCUGGACAACAAGACGCUGACAGAUGCCUGAAUCACUAGAUUUCACACAUCUAAAUCGCUCAAGCUUCAAAUAUUACAUUCCUUUUCUGUUCCAUCUGCCCUGAGACACGAUCCACUGCAUAAACAAGAGUUGAAAUCUGCUCUUUUGCAGUAGAUGUUAUUGCAGAUCUGAUGGGGAUCUCUGCUCAGUGAGUCAGUUGACUUGUGAUUGAACAACACACACCAUCUUGAUCUUCCUCAGUGCUUCACCAGCACUGAUGCACUGUUAAUUUAAGUGUUUGGCCAAUGCAUCUUUGACAGUGAAUGAGAUUUGAAUUUGGCUCCUGCUGUUGUUAAUUAUGCAAGUUAUUGUAUGGAGGGUGUUGAAGUAAGUAAAAGCACUGAAAUGCA